CGUAUUCUAUCUUAUUCCUGUAUUCCCGUAUUCUAUCAUACCGCGAAUUAUUCCCCUUGUUUGUAAGUAACAAUGCCGCGAAUUCGAAUUCCACAAUGUUGGCCAAAUGUUUAUUUAUCACACCAUCAUCAACAAUAAUAGACAGUUAUUUAAGUGCGAUGGGUGAUGUGAUGGAAGAUCUGGACUCAGACCGCUCUUUAGCACGAAGAUGACCAUAAGGUUUCUAUUUUGGUCGUUAAGAAGAGAGCUGAAAACUUCAAAACUCCAAGAUGUCAUUUUAUAUAAAACCUCCUUCUGGAAAUAUUUCCCUGGAAAAGCUGGAGAAAUUUUCUUUCAAACGCCUGGACUUUCUCAUCCGAGUGCUGGGUGCUGGUGAUGACUUCAUGGCUUUGACUGAUCUUGUCAAAGACUUGAGCCUAGUAGUUGACUCUGAUUGCUUCAUUGAAGGGACUAAGAAGGAUCAAGUAUCCCAUUUUAUUCUUAGAAUGGCUUUUUGUGAAGAUGCUGAGCUCUGGAGAUUAUUCAAGAAAGCCGAGACAAGUCUUUUCAACUUUAGAUUCCAAUGCAUGAAACCCGAAGAGAUUUUUUGUUCUCUUAAACCAGUUUGGAAAUCCGCAGCUACCAUCUCAGAGAAAGAAGACAUAAAGCAAUUAUCUUUCGAAGGUGUAUUAAAAGUCUUUAUGAACAUUGCCGAGAGCUGUGGUGGCUUAUGGGCCAGCGUCAUUGACAAAUACUACUCCGGAUGUAAAACUGACUACUUUCGUAUUCCUUUCAUGUAUGUCUUGAAGUUGGUGUCUGAAAGGAGAGUACGACUUGAACGAGGAGAUGCUCUUGUUCCGUUCUGUCGACUGCACCAUGUCAUGACGGCACUCUUUGAGCUUAUGUUGGAAUCCAGUCGGCAGCAGUUUCAGAAGAUUCAAAUGGACCUCAUCGAUGAAAGAAUUGAAAAACUGUUUGCUAAUCUCCAGAAAUAUUUCCAGUUGAAAUGUCUGCACUGUGAAAGCAGCAGAACUGCCAGUAGUUUGUCUCAUGACAUAAUUGAUGCCAAAGCGAAGUAUUUCCCUCCCUGUAUGUCGUACCUCCACACGGCGCUGCGGACCAAACACAGACUGAAGCACCACGAUCGAAUCCGUUACACGUUAUUCUUAAAGGAAGCAGGACUGCCAGUUCACGAAGCAAUUAUGUUUUGGCGAAACGAGUACUCCCAGUCGUGUGCCGAUGCUAAGACAGCAGGGAGUUGUAAUCACACCUGGCACAAAGAUGAGAAACGCUACGUGUAUAACAUUCGACAUCUCUAUGGCUUAGAAGGUUCACGAGUUAACUACAGAGCCCACACUUGUUCUCACAUCCAGGUUGCUACUGAUGGUUGCCCCUUUGUAAGUUUUGAUGAACAAAAUCUGAAGAAGUUCCUGAAAGAAACUCCUGCAGACAUUCAGGAAGACAUCAAGAAAUUGGUUCAGAAGAAACUUUAUUGUGAUGCUUGCAGAAGAUUCUUCACUGCCAAAUUUGAAAGAUCUACUCCUGAGGAUUGUUCUAUGGCACAAAUGGAGAAACCUAAAGUGGAAAAAGUUGAAAACAGUGAAGAGAAAUCUUUAAAUUCUUGCAGAGAAAAGCAUCUGGUUUUGAGUAAAACGACUGAUUUUGAUGGUGAGGAAGACGAAAAACAAAUCAAUGAAAGGCGCUUAUGUGAAACUUUGAAUCCUUUGUCAGAGGAACUAAUUAAUUCAAAAUCAUUAUCAUCAAAUAGCUUAUCACCACCCUCAAAAAUUAGCAAGACUGUUUUAAAUGAUAUCAAUCAAUCCCAUACACAAAUUAAUCAUUUGUCUUUGCGUUCUUCACAUAAUGAUGGUGUAAACUUGGCAACAAGUUUGGCAUCAGCUAAAAAACUAGAACUAAAAGACUGUAAAUUAGAACCAACGACUUUCUGCCAUGAACAAGGUUUAUCACAAAAUCAAAGAUCUGAUUUCACCAAACAACAGAUGUCUUCAGAUAAACAGAUAGAUCAAAGCAAAAAUACAGGACAUUGUUUUAAUUUGAAACCAGUUCAUUUUUAUGAACUGUGUAAACAUAAUUUGGAAAAGACAGAAUCAAAACCGAAACCAAAUUAGAAGAAUAUUUUUAUUUAUUUAUUGGCACCUUGGGCAAGUGUCUUCUACUAUAGCCUCGGGCCGACCAAAGCCUUGUGAGUGGAUUUGGUAGACGGAGACUGAAAGAAGCCUGACGUAUAUAUGUAUAUAUAUAUAUGUAUGUGUGUAUAUGUUGUGUGUCUGUGUUUGUCCCCCCCAACAUCGCUUGACAACCGAUGCUGGUGUGUUUAGGUCCCCGUAACUUAGCGGUUCGGCAAAAAGAGACCGAUAGAAUAAGUACUAGGCUUACAAAGAAUAAGUCCUGGGGUCGAUUUGAUUCGACUAAAGGCGGUGCUCCAGCAUGGCCGCAGUCAAAUGACUGAAACAAGUAAAAGAAAAAAAGAAAAAAUUGAGUAAAUUAAAAGAAAAUAUAUGAAAUGAAUUGUUUGAUUGGAGAAUCUUAGAGUUUGAUGUGAGCCCCAGUGAAAAUAACCACAUAAGUUUGAUCUUGUCUUGCUGAAUGUAAUGUACUGGAAUGGAUAAGUGUAUUAACCCCUUUUUGAUACUAACCCGUCCAUGAUCGUCCUGCUUGUAUGAUAUAAACUUCCUAUUUUAAAGUGAUUUAAAUUAAAAACUUCCUUCAAAAUUUCAUGUUAAUUUAUGUUCCAAACACCAGCUUGAUAAUGACUAUCGACACUCAUUGCAGCAGCCACCCUACUUUGCGGAGCUCAUUUCUAAGAUGGGUUGCAGUUACUUUGAUUUUGCGGGGUAAAUCGGUAACACGCGGAGGGCCAGUUAUUUCGGUUAGUGUAUGGAGUAAGGGAGAUAACCAAAAAUUCUUAACUAUUUUUAUUGAUAAAAUAAGCAUCAGAGCUGCUUUGCCCACCCAGGGACGGCAGAAAAAAAAAAGCUUGAAGAUAUUGUAAACUCUUUUCCUGAUGGCGACUAAAGCUAUGACAAUUGUUGGCGUCACAGAUGUUUCUCUCCAUAGCCUGUACACUUCAUCUGAGGGGAACAACGAGAAGUGCACUAGAUUUCUCGUCUGUUACAAUUCAAGGGAAGUAAUCGUCUGGAACGAAGGGAGGCAACUUUAAAUCAGACGAGAAUCAAAAGGCUAAUCUGUGUGUCACUCGACUUGCUAAACAUGACAGCUAAAUAUUCCUCAAAUCUUACUCUUAAAAAAAAAUAAUAUAAGCAAUAAAACAAACAAAACACGCACACAAUGUAACUCUUGUUGCAUCUUGCCUAAAAAUGAAAUAAAAAUGAAAAGACUGUAUCCGAACAGGUGGCGCGUUUCUUUGAUUAAAAGUCGAUAUGCUCUUAGCUAAGCUAUGUUUAAACAAGUGUGGAGGCGCAAUGGCCCAGUGGUUAGGACAGCGGACUCGCGCUCAUAGGAUCGAGGUUUCGAUUCCCAG
Molecule: messenger RNA, 3481 nt
Organism: Octopus bimaculoides (California two-spot octopus)
Lineage: Eukaryota; Metazoa; Mollusca; Cephalopoda; Octopoda; Octopodidae
Biological process (GO): DNA replication initiation; DNA replication, synthesis of primer
Cellular component (GO): alpha DNA polymerase:primase complex
Source: RefSeq, a predicted model, not a curated record